UAGCGCCAUCUACGACUCAUUAUAAUUGCCGUAUCCUAACAUUUACAUUUCUAUUGAGGUUUAGAACGAAAAUUAUUCACUGCUGCACUGAAUUUUAAUUUUAACCAGCAUGCAGAUAAUUGUGUCAACGUUAUUCCUAUUACUGAUACAUCAUGGCACAUCGAUAUACGUUGGGGAUUGGGAAACAGGUUCUCCCCGGCGGCGCUCUACGCGGGCAUUGGACCAGUUUAAGUCGAUGGUGAGAUGUACAACACCACAUCGCCACGUUUUAGAAGCAUAUAACGGUUACGGUUGUUGGUGCGGGUUCGGCGGAGGUGGAAACCCAGUCGACGAAACCGACAGGUGUUGUAUGAACCAUGAUCAGUGUUAUUCUGAAGCGAUAAAAAAACACGUAUGCUCCAAUACUGAUGUCUACAUUGCACGAUAUGAAUUUGCUACGACUGAGUGCCGAUCAGAUGCUGCAAGCAUAACCUGCAUAGAAGGCUCUACCAACCAUCCAUCUCACAGGAAGUGCGCACUUGAGAUUUGUGAGUGUGACAGCCAGGCGGCGUUAUGCUUCAAGACUUCGUCCUACGACUCUAAAUUUCUUGACCACGAUCGAAGUGCUUGUAAAGCUGAGUAACAGCACAAUAAAAUAUGCGAGUGGGCCUAGUGAUUAUGUGUAUCAUGAAAAUUGUAUCCGUGACGUCUUGUCUUAAUGAAAGGAAAUACCAUUUUUACCGACGACAGUGAUAUAUUUGCAAUAUUGUGUAAUAUUCAAAUACAUUAAAUGCAACAUUGUUCGUCAUUUUAAAGACAAAUUUUGUGUAGAAAUGAUAGUCUUGUUUUUUAGGUACCUUGCCCAAGGCAAAAAGCGAGAUACUACGUACACCGAAACUUGGUUUGAACCACAUGUCACAAUCACUGCACCAACCGCUCCCACACUACUUCAAUAUCAUUACUAGAGUUUACCCUGGCUAUCGCACAGAUGGGUUCCCAUAUUGGGAGGGUCAUGAGAAGAGAGCUAGCUUGUUUUUUUGCUGGAAGAUAAAUUUUUAGAUAUUCGAAAAGUUUUUGUUUUUUAGGUGCUUUGAAAUACACUUCGUGCAUUAUGAGACGUCUAUUAUUGAAUACACUCAUUUAUAGUUUUUCCCUACUUUGCUAUGGACAAUUAAUAAUUAUGAUGAUGAAGAAGAUGAUGAUGAAGCUGUGCAAGAUUAAUUAACAGGCUCUUUGAUGUGAAGUGUCAAGCGAGGCCCGUCCUAAGUUAUGGUUGGGAAUUUGGAGACAUUGUCGUCGUCGUCAAAUUUUCAAUGCACACAGUCGGACAAUAGAGGAUUUAUGAUAUCUGUUUUGUAUAGAAAGUAAUAUGAAACCCAUAAAA
Anneissia japonica is the source of this 1363-nucleotide messenger RNA. Its product is annotated as acidic phospholipase A2 E-like. Gene Ontology annotation, biological process: arachidonate secretion; phospholipid metabolic process; lipid catabolic process. The transcript has 4 exons. Bases 110 to 622 code for a protein of 170 amino acids. Gene Ontology annotation, molecular function: phospholipid binding; calcium ion binding. The record is from RefSeq and is a predicted model, not a curated record. NCBI's taxonomy places the organism in Eukaryota, Metazoa, Echinodermata, Crinoidea, Comatulida, Comatulidae.